Molecule: messenger RNA, 846 nt
Organism: Schistosoma turkestanicum
Lineage: Eukaryota; Metazoa; Platyhelminthes; Trematoda; Strigeidida; Schistosomatidae
Source: the annotation of a GenBank genome assembly
AACAUUUUAAUUUUUUUAAAAAAUAACAAAUUAUCUUCUACAUUUAGUGAAUAAUUUUUUUAUUGCAUUAAAAAUUAAUGUUUCACAAAUAAAUGAAUAAAUUAAAAAUAAAACUAAAAAUGCUCAUUGUAUAUAUGAUUAUUUUAAUAGGAAUUAUUACUUAUGUAAUUGGUCGUGUAGUAAUUGAAACAAAAGAAAGUGUUACUUAUAAAACAAUUGGAGAUGAUUCAUUUAAUUCUACUGAUGAUUUUCGUAAUACAACAUUUCCUGAGGAAUUCGAUACAUUUUCUGACAAAUCACAAUUGUCAAAUAAAGAUGCAACAGAUCCAUUUAAAGAAAUGAAGUUCUCAAAUGAGGAUGAUUUCGAUAGUAACAAAGAUAAUGUUGAUUGGGAUGACGAUGAUGAUAAUGAUGAUUUUAAUUAUAAAUCUGAAAUUAAUGAUGUAAUAUUUGGUAACUCGAAUCAACAUCACAAGGUAUUCAAAAAUAUCAGCUCUACAAGACAGAAACAUAACAAUACAUUGAAUGCACAACUGAAGUUAGAAAAACAAAAAUUCACUAACGACAGUAAUACAACUCCAAGUCCUAACGAGACAACAACAAUGGAAAAUGGAAGUUUAACAACGACAACAGUACCGAUGACGCCAAAAUAAGAAAAUGUAGAGAGUUGACAUGAUGUUAUACUGUUAUUUAUUGAUUGAAAAUACAAAGUAACUAUGUUUUUCAAAAAAAAUGAGUAAAGAGUAAAUGGCAUUAGUGUACUUAAAAUUGUGGAAAAUAGUGUGACUUUUGAUGUUUUGUAAAGGUAUCGCACAGUUCGUAGACUUGAGGCAUAUCUCAAUGUUG